Messenger RNA from Ctenocephalides felis (cat flea), 2939 nucleotides. It is a transcript of the gene scny, whose product is annotated as ubiquitin carboxyl-terminal hydrolase 36. Gene Ontology annotation, biological process: protein deubiquitination; regulation of apoptotic process. Gene Ontology annotation, molecular function: cysteine-type deubiquitinase activity; cysteine-type endopeptidase activity. Bases 363 to 2822 code for a protein of 819 amino acids. NCBI's taxonomy places the organism in Eukaryota, Metazoa, Arthropoda, Insecta, Siphonaptera, Pulicidae. The transcript has 5 exons. The record is from RefSeq and is a predicted model, not a curated record. Gene Ontology annotation, cellular component: nucleus; cytosol.
UCAAUGUAACGAUAAUUGCAUAUAUAGUAUAAGUGUAUGUUGAGUACAGCGGUUGAACAAUAAAAGCUAAAUUCAAGCCGGUGCGAAAGAAGUUAUGUGGCCUUGUUGCAGAUUAAUUUAUAUCCGAUUUCAAUAAAUACGAAGAACGCAAGUCCACAUGUAUUUGCAAUGUAACACAAAGUACAACAAAAUAUUUAUUCUCAAAGUGUUAAUCAAUUGUUUAUGUUUCGUUAAAUGUGAGAUCUAGUGACGAAUAUUUGGGUUUUAUGUUAAAAAAAAAUUCGUCUUUGUUAACAAAAGCUUUGGCGCCUAUUGUCAGAAAAUCGUUUUGCUAAAAGUUUUUAUGUAUAUAUUGUCAAAAAAUGCCAGUUUCUAUUUGUGAUCAACCAGCAGUAAGGACAGCUUUGCUGGAGAGUUUGUGUUCAAGUGAAAACUCACGAGAUCAAUUAGAUCGGAAACUUGUCAUUUCUGCCAAAAGAGUACUCAUGACACACAUCGAAUACGAGGAUUCUGGGACUUAUCAAGCAAAUAAUUUAGAUGCUCUAAAACGUAAAUAUAUUAUACUCAACACUAAUAAAAAAAAUCAGGAAAAAGAGUCUGAAAAUGGUCUGCCAGCACAUAAAGAGGUUUUAUUACCUAAACCUAAAAAGAUUUUAUUUCCAAAAGAAUCAGUUCAGUUGGGAUGGUCAAAUAAUAGACGAUGGAAUCCUGGAUCAGGAAUGGUUAAUAUGGGAAAUACUUGCUACUUAAACUCUACAUUACAAGCAUUAUUCCAUGUUCCUUCUUUAGCAAAUUGGCUUAUUUCUGAUACAGAACAUAGUAGUUCAUGCGAGGACAAUGGAGGUGGUCAAGGGGGAUGUAUCAUUUGUGCAAUGACUAAAACAUUGCUUACCUGUCAAAGUAAUUCUUCUCCUAGUAAACCUUGGUUGAUAUAUUCUAAGUUAAAAAUUAUAUGCCGUCACUUUGUACCUGGUAGACAAGAGGAUGCUCAUGAGUUUUUGCGACAUCUUGUUGAAGCAAUGGAAAAAUCAUAUUUGUCACGUUUUAAAUUAAGCAAAGAAUUUGAUCAAUAUACUAAAGAAACGACACCAUUUAACCAAAUUCUUGGUGGUUAUUUAAGAACCACAGUCAAAUGUUUGCGAUGUGGCCAUGUGUCAAUAACAUUCCAGCAUUUUCAAGACCUGUUGCUAGACAUAAGGAAGGCAAAUACUUUAGAUGAGGCUCUAGAAACAUAUUUUGCCUGUGAAAGAUUAGAGGAUAUGGGAUAUAAAUGUGAAGGUUGCAAACAUAAAGUUUCUGCAACAAAACAAUUCUCCUUAGAACGUUUUCCAAGUGUUCUCUGUAUACAAUUGAAGAGAUUUUCUAUGAUUGGGAAUAAAAUUAACAAACACAUAGAGUUUAGUUCAAAGUUAGAUAUAAGUAAAUUUUAUUGUAAUAGAAAGAUCAUUCCACUGACCUACAGACUUGUGGCAAUGGUUACUCAUAUAGGAUCUUCACAAAACUGUGGACAUUAUACUGCUAUUGGACAGUCUUGUGAUGGGAGCUACUAUCAGUUUGAUGAUAGCUCGGUUCGUUCACUGCCAUUAACUUCAGUUUUAGCAACAAAUGCAUAUAUAAUGCUUUAUGAAUUAGAGAAAACAGCCACAUUAGCCUCUCACACAUUGUCCCCGCAUAGUCUUGCUAAUAAUUCUUCAAAUAAUAAUCAGCAUAAGUUGAUAUCUGCAGUAAACAACAACGAGAAAGUUAAAACCUUCACUCCAACUUUGAAACCAUUUUCUGAUGACAUAGAACUUGUAGAUAAGAAUGGUGAUGAAAACAAGAAAAAAUUUAUAGGUCCAGUGUUACCUCCAGGGUAUAACAGCCAGGAAUUGAGCAAAAGCCAUAAUAAUAAUACUAAAUAUAGUCCAUUAAUACCAAAAUCUCCAGGAUUGCUUUCUAAAUCAAUAAUAACAAAUGGAAGUAAAUUGGUUAAGCCCAGUGUUAGUUUGAAUAGUUAUCAGCAAAAUAAAUCUAUGCCUAUUAUAGACUUGGAGUCAAAUACGAAAAAAAAAUCAACAGCUGAUAUAUUUUCUUCUCAAGGUUCUAAAAACCUAAAUGGUAUAACUUCCUUUAAAUCAGAUAUAAAUAUUACAAAACAACCACAGAUAGAUAGUGUCAAUAAACAAAUACAGCUUUUGAAAGUGAAUGGCCAACCUAGCAACACAACUACCUCAAAUGUUAAAAGUUUAGUUCCAUAUGAUGGGUCAGAUGACUCAAAUUCUGAAGUCGAUAUGGCUAAUAAGAAACAAGAGAUCUCAAUUAUACCUGGUUGGACUGUAUCUAGUACCAAAAAUCCAGCUGCUUUAAGUCCUAGUCUGAAUGGUAAGACUUGCAGAUCUCCAAAGAAGAAAGUGAAUUCGGACAAUGAUAAGAGUCCCAUAAAAAUAGCAGAAUCAUCAGAUACCGUUAGACAAUUGUUACGAAUGUCACACCAAGGAUAUUCAGCUCCAGUUCCUACAUGGAACGGUGAAAGAUCUCAUUUGGAAAAAGAGAUUGCUGAAGAGCGCAGGGAGCAAAGGAAAAGACCUGUUGAUGAAAUAGAUCAAGGAAGAACAAAGAAGGUGAAAUCUUUUCAUUACCAAGGUCGUGACAAUCCUGGUUACAAUCCAUUCCAGGAGUAUCAGAAUUCACGACAAAAUCAAGACUCGAGGUGGCACCAUCAAGGAAAUCAUGGGAGACCUUACAAUAAUCAUCAUCGAAACUCUUACAAUAAUCAUAGAGGUGCCUUUAAUAGGGGGAGGCAUAAGCCUCAUAAUCAAAGGCACGGGUAUUACAGACGCUGAUUUUUAACGAUUUAUAAGGAAAUACAUAUAUAAUUAUUAUUCUGUGAGAAUAUAUAUGCAGAGAAUGUGUUUGUAAUAUAUCAAGCUUGUGCUCUAUAUAUGGACAAAUGUUUAUAU